CGUGUUCGAGAGCAUCCAAAUACAUACGACACCAACACCACACCCAACGGCCCCCGAACUGCUGAUUAUGAAGCCAGAGUCCCGGCGGUUGGUUCUAUAUCCCCGAGAAAUGUAUGAUAGGAUAUGCACUCCUCUAUAUGUAAGAUUCUUCCCUUACAUCAAACUUACGUGAAUAUAAUAUAUCAUAUAAUACGAUAACCCCCUGGGCCUUUAGAUAUUAGAGUCGUUCUAGAUUCCCGUAACUUGCUGCUUUGCCCUCCUUCAACACCAACGCAAAAUAUCGAAAUAAUGGCAGCUCCUGUACCGUCUCCGACGUCAACUUGGCACAAUGAUACUUACGCAGCUAUCUCCCCGAAGCGGCCUGAGCUUAGUGCCGCGGGGAAGACCGUCGUGAUCACCGGCGCUGGAGGUAGCAUCGGCCGCGAAGUCGCGCUCGCAUUUGCUGAAGCUGGAGCUUCUCGCAUCGUGCUCCUGGGCCGCACCGAGGAGACCAUCAAGACGGCGGCUUCUGCGCUUCCUAGUUCCGUCUCAGCGCAUACUUUCGCGGUGGAUAUUACUCAGGAGGGUGCGCUCCAGCGAGUCGCGGCUGAAGUCGGAACGUGGGAUGUCCUUAUUCAUACCGCCGGUUAUGUCUCUACUCGUGGGCAUAUCGCUUCCUCGGAUACUAACGAGUGGUGGCAAAGCUUCGAGACAAACGCCAAAGGCACAUACCUCAGCAUCAAGACUUUCUUGCCCACGGCGAAUAAGACACAUGCUACCGUCCUAGGACUCAACACCGGCACCAUGGUGUUCCCUAUUGUGAUCCUGCCCGGCCUGUCUGCGUACAUAGCGUCGAAGCUUGCCGAGACGAAGAUCAUCGAGUUCCUAGCCGCGGAGCAGCCGAAUGUUUUCGCGGCGACGGUGCACCCUGGUUUGAUCGAGUCGGAUAUUUUCAGGAAGAGCGGCGAGAAGGCCGAGACUGUGCCUUUGGAUAAACCCCAACUCCCAGCACAUUUUAUGGUAUGGCUGUCCAGCCCUGAGGCCAGCUUCCUGAAGGGCCGCGCUGUAUGGGCUAAUUGGGAUGUGGACGAGCUGAAGGGACAAGCUAAGGCUAUAGAGUCGGGGAUACAGUUUACGGGCGGUAUUAAUGGCUGGCCGUUCUCUCCUGCGUAAAUGAGUACCUAAGGUUGGCCAUGCUGCCAUAUGCUACUAAAGUACUGAGGACUGUUUGCUUCAGAGAUUAACAAGAACAGCAGUUCUGCUUGAGCAUUACGGAGAUACUUCAAGAUGGAAUACGAUUUCUUACACCUAUUAAAUUAACAGGUAACCAAUGAAUUAUGAAAGUUAGUCCUAGUAUUUUUAUCUAUUUUUAUUUUUCAUUUCGGAAAUUGUACGUAGGAAUAUCCGAAUAAUAGUAUCAAAAAG
Molecule: messenger RNA, 1404 nt
Organism: Daldinia decipiens
Lineage: Eukaryota; Fungi; Ascomycota; Sordariomycetes; Xylariales; Hypoxylaceae
Exons: 4
Coding region: 289-1152 (287 amino acids)
Molecular function (GO): oxidoreductase activity, acting on the CH-OH group of donors, NAD or NADP as acceptor
Source: RefSeq, a predicted model, not a curated record